This is a messenger RNA of Alosa alosa (allis shad), 5174 nucleotides long. RefSeq names its product DNA (cytosine-5-)-methyltransferase 3 beta, duplicate b.1 (gene dnmt3bb.1). Gene Ontology annotation, molecular function: DNA (cytosine-5-)-methyltransferase activity, acting on CpG substrates; DNA binding. The coding region runs from base 220 to 2742 and encodes 840 amino acids. Gene Ontology annotation, cellular component: nucleus. The record is from RefSeq and is a predicted model, not a curated record. Lineage: Eukaryota; Metazoa; Chordata; Actinopteri; Clupeiformes; Clupeidae. Gene Ontology annotation, biological process: negative regulation of transcription by RNA polymerase II. The transcript is spliced from 22 exons.
AAGAAUCUUGAUACCCAUUUACAUAGCCUCCUCACCCUCGAGGUACAAAAAGCGCACGGAAGAAAGGAUAAGUGGAUAGUGACAAGCCGUGACACCUUGGCAACUGCUCAACACCAGGAGGGAUCAAUCAAUCUUAAAACUUUUUUCAAAAUCAGACGAAGACUGCAGCAACAGAUUGCCAAACCAGCAAAGGAACGAGGAAAGCACAGCUCCAAAGUAAUGCCAUCCAACAAGUACUCCUCUGCCAUCAUGGAGGAAAGUAGCAAGAUUGCCGCCACGGCUGCGGUGAAUGGAGACGCACUGGCUGUGGAUGGACUGUCCACGGAGAAUGACAGCGGCCUGAAGAUGACAAGCGAGAGCAGUCCUCUGACGGCCGCAGAACCCCCCUCGCCCUUCAGCCCAAAGCAGAACGGAGGCGCAGAACCCCCCUCGCCCUUCAGCCCAAAGCAGAACGGAGGCGCUGCCUCACCUGCGGACGCAGACGUGAACCAGCUGUCAGCCAGUAGGAAGAGAAUCCGCAAGCGCUCCGUAUCAGAAGACGAGUCCUCCUGUAGCGAGGAGGAGAAGGCACGUGUGCUUCCAGGCUGUGCGUCCAGCCUGAGGCAGCGGCCACCCCCCAGGACCAUCUUCCAGGCUGGCCUGACGCCCCUCAGCAAGCCCCGCAGCAGAGACAGAGGCCGCCAGCCGGCCAGCAAGGCUGACCGCAGCAGCCCUCUGACAUCUGCCUGCAGUGAGCCCACCGUGGUGCCGUCAGGGGUCCCUGAGAGCCCCUCACUGGAGCUGCUGGAGCAGGACUCUAAGGACUCUGCCCAGAGCAGCGCCACAUCCACCUCCGCCGCCCCCUCCCUGGGCUCCACCGAAGUCACCAGCCAGCCCGAGUACAAGGACAGUAAAGGCUUUGGCAUCGGGGAGCUUGUCUGGGGGAAGAUCAAAGGCUUCUCCUGGUGGCCCGGCAUUGUGGUGACCUGGCGUGCCACAGGCAAACGGCAGGCCACCCACGGCAUGAGGUGGCUGCAGUGGUUUGGGGACGGCAAAUUCUCAGAGGUGUCAGCUGAUAAGCUUGAGGCCAUCACAGCUUUCCCCAAGUACUUCAACCAAUCCUCCUAUACCAAGCUGGCGUCGUACCGCCGGGCCAUCUUCCAGGCUCUCGAGGUGGCGAGCGCGCGUGCAGAGAAGACCUUCCCACCCUGUGAGUCAGACAUCCCGGAGGACCAGGUGAAGCCUAUGCUGGACUGGGCCAACGGGGGCUUCCUGCCCAAGGGCCUGGAGGGCCUCAAGCCCACCGAAAACUCUGAGAGCAGUCCUCUCACCUCUCAUGUGCUGGACGUCAGCCUGUCCGACUACUUCCCCACGUCCAAGAGACCACGGAUUAGCAUGUGCAAGACCAAGACGGGCACGGAGGACGUCUACAGCAGAGAGCAAAUGGUCCAUGAAGUCUUGAAGAAUUCCGGUAGCAUCGAAGAUUUUUGCCUGUCCUGUGGGAAAAUGCGAGUGGCAACUUUUCACCCGCUCUUUGAAGGAGGCCUGUGCCAGGCAUGCAAGGAUGUGUACCUGGAGAUGUCCUACAUGUACGAUGACGACGGCUAUCAGUCUUAUUGUACAGUGUGUUGCGGAGGCAGGGAGGUUCUGCUCUGUGGAAACGCCAACUGCUGCAGGUGUUUCUGUGUGGAUUGCCUGGACAUGCUGGUGGGUGCGGGCGCAGCUAACAGUGCGCGGGACCUGGACCCAUGGCGCUGCUACAUGUGCCAGCCACUGCAGCAGUAUGGCGUUCUCAAGCGGCGCCACGACUGGAGCCUCAAGCUGCAGGAGUUCUUCGUCAAUGACAACGGACAGGAGUUUGAAAGUCCCAAAAUCUACCCAGCAGUCCCAGCAGAACAGAGGCGCCCCAUCCGUGUGCUGUCUCUUUUUGACGGAAUUGCCACAGGCUAUUUGGUGCUGAGAGACCUGGGCUUCAAGGUGGACAUGUACAUAGCCUCUGAGGUCUGUGAAGACUCUAUAUCCGUGGGCGCCGUGCGCCAUGAAGGAAAGAUCCAAUAUGUCCACGAUGUGCGCAACAUCUCCAGGAAGGACAUUGCCGAGUGGGGCCCAUUUGACCUGGUCAUUGGUGGAAGUCCAUGCAAUGACCUCUCCAUUGUCAACCCAGCAAGAAAAGGCCUCUACGAGGGCACUGGCCGGCUAUUCUUUGAGUUCUACCGCCUCCUGAGUGAAGCAAAGCCCAAAGACGGCGAGGACCGGCCCUUUUUCUGGAUGUUUGAGAACGUGGUUGCCAUGGGGGUUAACGACAAGAGGGACAUCUCCCGCUUCUUAGAGUGUAAUCCAGUGAUGAUUGAUGCCAUUGAGGUGUCUGCUGCUCACAGGGCACGUUACUUCUGGGGAAAUCUACCUGGCAUGAACAGUUUUCCAUUGUUCAGGCCCCGCUGUGCCUCCGGCAUGGACAAACUGGAGCUGCAAGACUGUCUGGAGCACGGGAGAGUUGCAAAGUUUGGGAAGGUGCGCACCAUCACCACCCGCUCUAACUCCAUCAAGCAAGGCAAGGACCAGCAUUUCCCUGUCCUGAUGAACGGGAAGGAGGACAUCUUGUGGUGUACCGAGCUGGAAAGGAUUUUUGGGUUUCCUGUUCACUACACAGACGUGUCCAACAUGGGCCGAGGUGCUCGGCAGAAAUUGCUGGGUAGAUCUUGGAGCGUGCCAGUGAUCCGUCACCUCUUCGCCCCCCUGAAGGACUACUUUGCCUGUGAAUAAUGAGCCUCUUGGUACCAAGCCCUGCUUUUCCUCCACGACCACACACACACAUACACACACACAGACACACACACACAACGGGGGUCUGUCACCAGAGUCUAUCUCUGAUGGCGAUAGGGAGCUCCAAUGAGCACUGAGCUUACAGUGUCAUCUCAUAACAACUAGGCCCACAUAACUCCCUCAUUGGUGGACAGACCAACCAGGAUCCUCAGUGUGAAAAUACCUGGCAAAGAUGAAGCAAGGUGGCCCUGGAUGAAAUUGUGUGUCUGUGUGUGUGUUUGAGAGAGAGCGAGAGAGGAGUAGAGAGAGAAAGGAAGAGUGUUUGAUUCAUGAUAACUAUUUGUUGUCAGACAUGUCCAAGGGGCUCCCCCUAAAUGCCAGGGAAAGGCAAAGGUGCUCAGUUCAAUAGCCUGGAACAACCGGUGCCACAUUACUGUAAAGUGACUACAUGACAGGCUUCAAGUUCAGCCUCGGUGUCACUCCCAAACUCAGGGUGAGAUACGUAAAUGUCCUUUUAGACGCUGGAAUUAUCAGAGAGAAGACAUCGUUUGUAUUUGUUUGGAGACAUUGUGCUGUUGAUAGAUGUCAUUUGCCAUCAGUAAAUGUCAUUUAUGUAUGUCAGUAAGAAACACUUAACAGAAUGAUAAAGAACGGUUUUCAUCAUAAAUGGGAACAUUUUUAGAAAGAUUUUUUUAUAUCCAGUUAUAAAGAGAUACUUGAAAUCCUAAUCAAUGCAAAAAGGUGUUUUUUGAUGCACCACACCAAUUGACUUUUGGCUGUAUUUCGGCACUAUAGUUUAUGUAGAUUGCGUGGAAUACCCCUUUGUGAGAACAAUGUGUUUUCUUUGCAAAAAUAAUGCAAUUGUACAUUUGUGCAAUGUCUUAAAAUUGAAAAAAAAAAAUAGAAUAUUAUCCAAGAAAAAAUAGAAUAGUGUUGAUGUCACUUUGAAGGGUUGAAGAAUACAUGAGAAUGAUGCAUAAAAGUACAAUAUUUUAAAAUGUAAGAUUUAAUGCUAUAUAUAACUAAAUAUAAAUCACUAGCAUAAAUAUCAUAUAAAUGACAUCAGAAAGUUUCCCCUUUCAAAGUACAUAUACUGUAUAUCCAGAACUGGCUGGAAAAGUUAAAUUUUGUGUUUGCCAGAUUUAGAAUUUGUGUGUUUUUAUCCAAUAAAAACUGAAACAGAACUAGUAUAAAGUAUAAAAGACAUUUAUGUCAUCUCCACAAGAGGGCAUUAUCUUCAUGUUUGUAAGAUUUUUGGAAACAUGUCUACAUUGUCUUGGCAAAUCAAGUCAUUGAACACUUUUAUUGAGAUUUUGUACUGUACUGUGUCUGGUCUUUUGACAAACCCAAUGUUUACAACUCACCAUUGCGUUUAAAAUGUAAAGAUCUUAAGAAAUGGAAAGUCCAAAGUCCAAAUCAACAGAAUGUUGGUGUUCCUCGGUGAAUACAAAGAACACUUUUAAUGUUCUAUAAGCCUGUUGUUUGUUUCGGUUGUGACACAUAUGAGAGGUGGGAGAGAUGGAAAGGUGCUAGGUUUGCCUUAACAAGAGAGCACUCUGCUGUAGCUUUUUAUAUUGAAGAACUUUUUACUGUCUGUUAAUCAUUUUGUAAUUAGCAUCUUUGUCUCAUACCUUUAUGUAUACAAUGUCUUUUGAGCAACUGCUAGUAUAUUCUCUAUAUGUAAGGUGUAUUCUCAUGGCCUACAUACCAACUGGAUAUUACAGAAUUUUGAUAAUUGUCAGGACAGAGAGCUAAAAACAAACAUUUAUAAAUCUUGUGCUCACUACAAGAAUUCACAUUAUUGCAAUUACUAUUUUCAUUCUUUCAAAAAGAUUCACUUUUAAAUGUUUUUGUUAUUUCCUGGAGUCUGUUGGUGCACGGAUAAAGUGAAUACUUCCUCAUAGAUCACAGCAUGUAAUGAAAGAUUCUGUUAAGUUGCUGUUACUGAAACAUGGAACUUUCUCAAGUGUAAUCCGGUCUAAUUACGCGUUGACAUGCUUGAAAAGACAACCGCUUUCUCUUGGCUAAUGGGUAUUCUUCUCUGCCAUGACCAUAUUCCUAACCCACUAUUUUUUACUCAUGUUUUUAAUACUUUAAACCUUGAUGUAUACAUAAAGCCUUUAUGUUUAAAGAUACAAAGUAGAAGAAAGGACAGCUUUUGAAAUAGGUUUGAGUAGUCUUUGAUUUUAUAUUAUGUUAUAUAAAAACAUUUGUGUUUUUUAACUUCUGUGAAAGAAUAGUUUGUGGUAUACUCAGCCCUGUAUUAGUACCCAGUUGUUUUAUUUUAACCAUAGCUAUGGUUUUAUUCUGCGAAUAAAACAUUCAAGAACUAGACUUUCCUUUUAACAUAAAAGCACCCACAACUCUAUUUUUAUACUGUUUUACUUGAUAUUCUUGAACACUGUCAAUAAAACUGAUAAUACGUUAUGUUA